Strongylocentrotus purpuratus (purple sea urchin) is the source of this 2849-nucleotide messenger RNA. RefSeq names its product 72 kDa type IV collagenase-like. The transcript has 9 exons. Gene Ontology annotation, biological process: collagen catabolic process; extracellular matrix organization; proteolysis. The record is from RefSeq and is a predicted model, not a curated record. Gene Ontology annotation, molecular function: zinc ion binding; metalloendopeptidase activity. NCBI's taxonomy places the organism in Eukaryota, Metazoa, Echinodermata, Echinoidea, Camarodonta, Strongylocentrotidae. Bases 513 to 2084 code for a protein of 523 amino acids. Gene Ontology annotation, cellular component: extracellular matrix.
GACACAAGAAGCCUGUUCGCAGAGGUCGUGCAUCUCGAAGCAAUCACGAAAUAGUGCACGGUUUGGCUUCCGCAGAACCGGUCAACUCAGUUCGACGCUAGCUGGCAGAGGCACCGGCUAAAUUAUCAACCAAGUUUGGUUUUUCCCUAUGUCAUUCUGGUCGGGUCUUUGCCAGGCCAUGCUGCACCUCCAUCAAGCCAUCGUGAUGCAUUGAUGCAACGAAACUCUGUCUUGAAAUAACUUUUCUGGAUGUGAAUUGCAAUAUCUCGUUGGCGGAUCAUGGCUAUAUUUCGGAGCUUUUCUUGUACUUGGAUUGCAAUAGGAAUGUGCUGUUACUAUUUUACUGUGUGAUUAGUCAGUCGAAUUGGAGUGUUACCAUUUGAUUUUUCUCCUGUUCAGCUGAUCCACUCACGUCACUUACUGUUUUAUUUUCAAAUUUGGAUUUUAUUCAUUUUGUGUCAUUCACACCUUUGGAGUAAUAUUCUUCGUUUAAAAGAAAGACGUCCGUUACCAUGGAUACGGCUUUGCUACUUCUCGUUCUCCUCAACCUGAUUGCACUCACAUUCCCCGCAGCUAUUCCGCCCAGGAUUCCUCGUUUUCUCAAAGACAGAUUGCAGAUCACACACAAAGAAUACAGCUACCUCAUACGCAAUGGCUAUCUCAGGCCGCGAAACUACGAGUUCACAUUCGAGGCCGAGAAAGAUAUACCAGUCGUUACGGAUGCGAUCUCGAGGUUCCAAGAGUUCUACAAGCUACCAGUGAUGGGGGAGCUGGAUGAGAGGACCAGGGGUGUGAUGUGGGAGCCGAGAUGCGGCUAUCCAGACGUAGGGGAGUCGUUACAUAACGAGACGAUGGAGAACAGGGCGGGGCAUCAUCGUGUUCGCCGGUAUGAUAUCGCAGAUGGGCGCUAUAAGUGGGAUUCAAGUCAAAUAACGUACAGCCUUGUGAACUUCCCAACGCGAGGCGGCAUCAAACUCUCCGAUCUACGAAACACCAUUAAACGGGCCUUCGAAGUCUGGAGCGACGUCACACCUCUCGUGUUCACUGAACUCCACGGCCACGAAGUCAACCAGGCGAUGGUCCGUAUCGCUUUCAUGAAGGGUCGUCACUCGCACGACCUCGAGCACCCGAUCUUCGAUGGGCCCAACGGCGACCUCGCGCAUGCCUUCUCACCGAAGAGCGGAUGGGGCGAAGUCAACGGCGACAUCCAUUUCGAUGACGAUGACGUGUUCACACUUGGAAACAAUGACAGAGGAUAUAACUUUUUCCAGACGGCAGCUCAUGAGAUAGGCCACGCCCUCGGUUUGGAUCAUUCGAAUGACCCGGAAGCUCUUAUGUGGCCCCACUAUCACUUCAUGAGGGACUUUGAACUACCCGACGAUGACAUCAGAGGGGUUCAAGCUCUGUAUGGAACGAAGACCAGUCCUAGGGUGCCCAACGUGAGAAUAGACCAAGGUCCAAGACCGAAAUCAACUUUAGUCCGACAGCCUUCGAAGAAAUCAUAUUGUACAUCUGGUUAUAGCGCAGUCACUUCAAUUAGUGGCAGUAUCUACACAUUCAAGGGUAAAUUUUAUUGGCGAUCAUGGCGUCGUUUGCUCGUCACUCCUAAGGAUGGUCGUAAGAUCCAUGAUAAAUGGUACCACCUGCCGGCUAACAUCAGGGCAUCGUAUCAGAGAAGAGAUGGAAAGACCGUCUUCUUCAGAGGUGCCAAAUAUUGGGUGUACUUCGGCUCUCAGAUGGAGCCCGGCUACCCCCGACCGGUGGCCGAGCUAGGCCUACCCAAGGGGGUGGAUGCCGCGUUAUCUAAGACCAAGGCUAAGACCUUCUUCUUUAAAGGAGACCAGGUCUGGAGAUUCGAUGAGAGGAAGAAGUCUGUGGAUAACGGAUACCCUAAGAAGAUUGGAGAGGUCUUUACUGGUCUCGGGGAUAAAGUCACGGCAGCUUUCCAACAUGAUGAUGGAAAUUCUUACUUGCUACGAGGAAAGAAGUACUAUCGUGUAGCAAAGGGCAAGUACGAAGUGGAUCCGGGUUACCCUCGUCAUUUUACCAGCGAUUUUCUCGGAUGCGCGUCGGUUACGGCGUAACCAUAGCAACAUGGUACCUCAACAAGCCCUUGAUGUUGCAGUAAUUUCUCAACGACACGCAACGAACUUUCAAGGUGUUCCUUAUUGAUAAAAGACACCACUGGCUGUAUAUCAGUACCGUAUUUGUGUAUAGCUAUACUUUUUCAACAGAUGACCAAAAUCUAGAUGGAGUUGAAAACCAUGACAUGUACACGAUCCAGACGACAGGUGGCGCUGUGAUGAUUCAGAAGAAUCUCCGACUUGAUUUUCAGGAAGCUUUUUUAAUGGAGUGGACGGAUAGCACGGCGGGAUUAUAGUGACUAUUUCUCAAUGUUUUCUGACUGUUAAGAAUACAAAGGGUACUCCUAGGGGAAAAGAACAUAAACAAUUACAAUUUUGAUGCUCACUUGAAGUAUCAUGACUGGAAGUCCAAAAUAUUUUCUGAUGCGAAAGAAAUCCUAUAGAUUCUCGUCUCCAUUUAAUUUUGUUCUAACAUUGUCAUCAAAACAGUAGGCAAACUCAAUUUUCCAAGACGUAUAGGCUGAAAAGGUUGUAAAUGGGGUUGUUGGUAGCGGAUUUGUUAAGUCACCCUCCGAAGGGUUCCUGGGAGCGUGAAUUGUUUGGAAAGUUCUCAUUUUAAGAUUAUUAUCAUCGCAAGGUAAUGUACUCAAAGCGGACAUUCCUCAAUUGAAGGCAGAGUAUAGAAAGUGUAUUAAGAGGGUAGGAUUUUAUUUAAAGGUAUAGGUCUUAUGAAAUAUGAUGGUCCAGUAAAAGUCCCAAUGUUUU